AUGACUUAUAAAUUAGACGAAUUUGCUACAAUUUGCUUGUGUGAGCAUUUUAAAUUAAGAAUAGAGAAAUGCCUCGUCACCAACAUGAACAACACCGACACCUUCCAAUGGCCGUUCCAAAACGCCACCUUCUACUACAACAACACCAACAACAACAACAACAACAACGCCGACAACUGGACCGCCAACCACACCACCGACUACCUCGACGCCUGGUCCAAAUGGACCGAACUGAUCCAGGACAGGGCCGUCGUGGUGACGUUGCUGUUGCUCUUCUCCAUGUGCACGGUCUUCGGCAACAUGCUGGUGAUCCUGGCGGUGAUCCGCGAACGCUACCUGCACACGCCCACCAACUAUUUCAUCACCUCAUUGGCCGUCGCCGAUUGCCUGGUGGGGCUGGUGGUGAUGCCGUUCAGCGCCCUCUACGAGGUGCUCGGCCACACGUGGUUCUUCGGAGCCGAUUGGUGCGACGUCUGGAGAAGCCUGGACGUGCUGUUCAGCACCGCUUCGAUACUGAAUCUAUGCGUUAUCUCAUUGGAUAGAUACUGGGCGAUCACCGAUCCCAUAGCCUACCCCAUGAGGAUGACCAAGCUGCGUUCGAUCUUCCUCAUAGCAGCCGUUUGGGUGUGCAGCAGCGCCAUAUCGUUUCCGGCGAUCGGUUGGUGGAGAGCGGUGAGGAACGCUCCGAUACCGGCCUUCACCUGCCCCUUCACCGAGCACCUCGGCUACCUCAUCUUCUCGUCCACCAUCAGCUUCUAUCUGCCGCUGUUCGUGAUGCUGUUCACCUACUUCAGGAUCUACAGGGCGGCGGCGGCGCAGACGAGAUCCCUGCGAUUGGGCACCAAGCAGAUCCUGCUGGGCUCCGGCGAGCUGGAGCUCACCUUGCGCAUCCACCGAGGCGGUACCUGCAAAGCACCAGGACCGGCUGAGUCCAGGUUGUACUCCACGCAGGAGGACGAGCCGCUGACGGCGUUGCAGGACAACGGAUUGACUCGUUUGGCAUCGACUCGGCUGAAUUCGGCGCACAGCAAGAACUUCUCGUUGAGCAGGAAGCUGGCGAAGUUCGCCAAGGAGAAGAAGGCGGCGAAGACGCUGGGUAUCGUGAUGGGGGUGUUCGUGGUGUGUUGGUUGCCGUUUUUCGUGGUGAAUUUGCUGUCGGGGUUCUGCUUGCAGUGCAUCAGCCACGAGCGCGUCGUCCUGGCGGUGGUGACUUGGCUGGGUUGGAUCAAUUCCAGCAUGAAUCCGGUGAUAUACGCCUGCUGGAGCAGGGAUUUUAGAAGGUGA
This is a messenger RNA of Phyllotreta striolata, 1284 nucleotides long. The record is from the annotation of a GenBank genome assembly. NCBI's taxonomy places the organism in Eukaryota, Metazoa, Arthropoda, Insecta, Coleoptera, Chrysomelidae.